Molecule: messenger RNA, 1035 nt
Organism: Coprinopsis cinerea okayama7#130
Lineage: Eukaryota; Fungi; Basidiomycota; Agaricomycetes; Agaricales; Psathyrellaceae
Product: mitochondrial protein
Exons: 7
Coding region: 1-1035 (344 amino acids)
Biological process (GO): tRNA wobble position uridine thiolation
Cellular component (GO): cytosolic tRNA wobble base thiouridylase complex; mitochondrion
Molecular function (GO): tRNA binding
Source: RefSeq, a predicted model, not a curated record
AUGGUCAAACGGCCCAAGACAGGACAACAAAUCUGUCGAGAUUGUUUCUUCUACGUUUUCGAAACUGAGGUUCACCAGACGAUAACCGAGGCGAAACUUUUCAAACCUGGGGAUAGGGUUGCAAUAGGUGCAUCUGGAGGCAAAGAUUCAACGGUCUUGGCAUAUGUUAUGAAAACUUUGAACGAGCGAUAUCAGUACGGUUUAGAGCUCUUUCUUCUUUCCAUAGACGAAGGAAUUACGGGAUAUCGCGACGAUUCCUUGGAGACUGUGAAACGCAACCAACAGCAAUAUGAUAUGCCCCUCAAGAUCCUCUCAUAUGACGAGUUGUACGGCUGGACCAUGGACGCGAUCGUCAGCCAAGUUGGCCGGAAGAAUAACUGUACUUUCUGCGGGGUGUUCCGCCGACAGGCUCUAGAUAGAGGGGCUGCAAUGCUGAACGUGGAUCAUAUCGUCACUGGCCACAAUGCAGAUGAUAUUGCGGAGACUGUACUCAUGAACAUCAUGCGCGGCGACAUCGCACGGCUGGGGCGCUGUACGUCGAUAUGCACCGAAGGUGAAGAUACAAUCAGGCGAUCAAAGCCUUUCAAAUACGCCUACGAGAAGGAGAUCGUGAUGUACGCAUACUUCAAAAAGCUUGAUUACUUUUCAACGGAAUGCAUCUAUUCACCGGAUGCCUAUCGUGGACAUGCACGCGCUUUCCUGAAGGACCUCGAAGCUGCACGACCCAGCGCUAUCAUCGAUAUAAUCCAUUCCGGGGAGGCUUUUGAAGUCAAAGAAGAAAUCAAGGCGACCCAGAAAGUCCAACAGACGUGUCAGAGGUGUGGUUACAUGUCCAGUAAUGCGUUGUGCAAAGCAUGUACCUUGCUCGAAGGCCUGGAACGUGGGAUGGCAAACGCCGGUAUCACGGAUCGAGGGCAAAAGCAGUUGCUCCAAGCUCAAGCCGAAGGGCCUGCCCCAGAAACGCUUCGUAAAAUACCCUUCUUCGAAUUCAAACCAAGCAAUGAUUCCCCGGUGGUUAUCGAACCUACUCCGUGA